AUGCCGAAGAAGAGACUCCAGUUCAAACAAUAUUCCAAACCGCAGUCGACUGCUCCAGCUUCGUUGAGCUCCACCGCUGCGGGCGCCGGCAGCCACAAUGGUGAAUCAGAAAGUCGUGGUGUCAACCAGCUGCUCGCUGAAAUGCGCCGUUUGGGUGUGAACAGUAAUAGCAAUGCUCAAGGUGCAUUAGAUGUUCGGCCCACGGUGCCACCGGUCAUCCGGGACAUUUUCCAGCUACCCGAGACACCGGCGCCUAGGCCGCGUCCGGGUCGGGGCCGGGGUGGACCCCGUGUGGAUGCCUCCGGUAGAAGGCUGCCUCCCGGUCCGGCCCCGCCCCAGAGCUGGCUGAAUCGGCCGGCACACGGAAUGAUUUCCACAGUGCCUCAUCAGUCUGGCUCAGAAGGACGCCGCCUUGACCGGCAUAUGUUGCCUGAGUUGAACCUUCCGGCCAGAGGUAGUCUAGUCGACUUGACCCUCCGGCAGUUCGCACGCAGCUGGGAUUUCCAAAGAGAGUACUGUCACUACCAUCUCUACCAUCUACCCACACACCUCCGCGAAGCACUAGUGGCCUAUCUCAGCAUAUGGAGGGACCCCGGCCACGUCACCCUCGCAGACCUCAAAGCCAUUCUCCUCCCUCCACAAAAGCAAGAAGACGACGAUGACGAAGACGCCGAGCUGCUAGAAGAGGACUAUCUAGAUCCCAGCAUCGCCAAUAAAGACUUUCACCACCUCGACCUCUCUCAUUCCAUCGGCACCUCCCUCUCCCUCCACGAGCUCACCAACUUGCUCUUCCCUCCCAAACCCUCCGCCACCAAAACCGUACCGCCGUGUCUCUGA
This is a messenger RNA of Sordaria macrospora k-hell, 837 nucleotides long. RefSeq lists its product as uncharacterized. The record is from RefSeq and is a predicted model, not a curated record. Lineage: Eukaryota; Fungi; Ascomycota; Sordariomycetes; Sordariales; Sordariaceae.